AUGUCGUAAUUUCAAUUUAAUUUAAGUCAAAAAGAAAUAGAAAAAAGUGAAUACGAAUACUAAUCUUAAAAAAAGACUAUAUACUUAUUAUCUUUUUCUUUUAUGCUAAUGUGCUCUGCUUAUAGUUCUACAUCGAAUUUAGUUGCUACAUUAUAUAAAAACUUAGAAUAUAAUAACUUAGGAUUAAUAUCAUUAUUAUUAUUGAAUUUAAUAUAUGGUUUCUCAAGUUUAUUUUUAGCUAAAUAUAUAAUUAAUAAGAUUUCAUUUAAAUUUACAUUCAUUAUAAGUUCGAUUGGAUAUAAUUGUUUCACAGUUUCGGGAAUUUGGGUUUGUAUAUGUAAAGAUUCAGAAUAAAAUACAUAACUAUGUUCACCUGAAUUGGUAUAUUUUAUAGUACUUUUUUUUUCUACACUAUGUGGAGUAGCUAUGUCUAUAAUAUGGGUUGCUUAAGGAAGCUAUAUAGAUAGUUUAUGUAAAAACAAUGGAGAUAUGAGAGGAGAUUUAUUUGGGAUUUUUAGCGCUAUUUCUUAAGGUUCGAUUGUUUUAGGAGCUGUAUUAAGCACUUUUUUAAUUAAAUAUUUAGAUAAUGUCUAUUUUUUUAUUAUAAUGGCAUGCUUAGGAUUAAUCCCGACUAUAUUUUUUAGUUUUAUACCUAAUAUAUAAUAAUAAAAUGAUAAAUAAUUUUCUAUAAAAGAAAAUUUAAAAAAUGUAUUUAAUGUUUUAUCGAGUAAAAAAAUUAAACCUUUAAUACCUUUUAUGAUAAUGACUGGUAUUAUAGUAGGUUUUUAUUCAGGCUUUUUAAACAAAAUUGUCGAAAAUUCUAUUGGAUUUUCAAAUAAAAUGAGUAAAGAUUAAAUAGCUGAUAUAAAAAGUGAAAAAUUAUGUUAUGUAUUGAUUUUUUUAGGUAUUUUUGAAAUAUUAGGUGGUAUUUUUUCAGGAAAAUUAGUUGAUUUUAUAUGUGUUUAUAAAAUGGCAAGUUUAGGUACUUUAAUUUGCUUAGGAGCUGUUAUGUUGUGUUUUUUGGGAAUUUUUACUAAGAAUUAUUUAGUGUGUUUUUUUGUUGCUUCUUUUUGGGGAUUUUGUGAUUGCUUUUUUUAAAAUAUUACUUCUAUUAUUGCUUCUUAGGAUUUCGAAGGGUAAAUAGAAAUUUUUCAGAUUUUUAGGGUGAUUUCUUCCUUUUCUUAUGUAGGAUUUUAGGCUUUGAAUAUUUUAUUAUAAAAUUAAGAGUCUUAUAUUUUGUGUAUGAUAAUAAUGGUAUUUUUAAUGUUUACUAAUUUCUAAUCUUUAUUUUUUUAAAAAUCAAAUUAGGAAAAAUAAAUAAGUUUAAAAAUAAAUACAUGA
This is a messenger RNA of Ichthyophthirius multifiliis, 1341 nucleotides long. RefSeq names its product major facilitator superfamily protein, putative. The record is from RefSeq and is a predicted model, not a curated record. Gene Ontology annotation, biological process: transmembrane transport. Gene Ontology annotation, molecular function: transmembrane transporter activity. NCBI's taxonomy places the organism in Eukaryota, Ciliophora, Oligohymenophorea, Hymenostomatida. The transcript has 2 exons.